AUGAAAACUAUAGCAAGUAAAAUGGUCAAAGACUAUGAUAACCAUACAUCUACAAUAAAAUCAACUACAAGAAUCAUGGGUUAUCAGGGUUUUUCUAUCACUUGUUCCAUUAACAACGAAAUUUUUGUUCAUGGUGUAAUUCCUAUUGAAAAGGAAUUGUUAGACAGUGGUCGACCAUAUCUUUCACCAGCUAUUAUUCGCCAUGUUACUGAACAUAUUGGAGAAUCAAUCGUUAUGACGCAUUAUAGAAGUUUGACUCGUUUCAAUUGUGAUCGUGUUCCUAUUAAAGGUCCAGACAGUGUACCAGUAUUUAAUCCACAAACAGAUAACGGCGGUUGUUUUAUAACGAAGCAAUCCAAGAACAAUUGCUACGCAUACGCGGGACCUGUAACUAAUAGGGACAAUAUGGGUUCACUUAUCGCCAAUCCAUUAAAAUCGAAUUUUAUGCCAUGGACAUCAUUCUGUGCAUUUUUUAUUGCGCAGCCAUCAAAAGUUCAUAUCAAAUAA
This is a messenger RNA of Rotaria sp. Silwood2, 507 nucleotides long. Lineage: Eukaryota; Metazoa; Rotifera; Eurotatoria; Philodinida; Philodinidae. The record is from the annotation of a GenBank genome assembly.